AUGACCGAGCGAACCAGGCCUGAUGUCAAAGAGAUCAAGGACGCAUAUGACUACCUGUUCAAUUCUGCUUUCAACAUGUCCAAGAUCAAGGACGCCGCGCUAGGUGGUCGUCUCUUCCGCGGCUCAGACGAUGCAGACGGUGUGCCAGGGAGGAGCAUGGCUUGGAAGCUGUUCCUGCUGCAAGCAGAGCCCCUUCAAAUGCCCCAUGAUGUGGUGGCCAUCGCACCUCUCGAAUCAUUACGAGUAUCUCGUAAAGAAUACACUAAGUUACUGCUGGAAAAGAUGCGCUCUCCAGAUGGAAGCUACGAGGAAGGGCUCGUCAUCCCCGGUCUUGCGACAUCGCCACCGAGGGUGGACCUCUCAAAGCAGAAUUUAGAGAAGAACAAUCCACUGAGUCUACACGACGAGAAUCCUUGGACGAAAUGGUUUGAGUCGGUUGAUUUGCGAAAGACAAUUCUCCAGGACGUUGAGCGCACCUUCCCCGACGUUGGUUAUUUCCGUGACCCAGAAGUGCAAGCACAACUCACAAACAUCCUGUUCGUUCACUCCGUCAUGCAUCCAGAUGUCGGGUACCGGCAAGGAAUGCACGAGCUGCUCGCCCCGCUGUAUUUUGCCGUGGACUACGACUCGGUUACUGAAGACGAGCCAGGACUGGAUGAUAGUCCAGUGAAGGAAUUCUGCUCCCGCACAUGGGUUGCUUCAGACGCCUGGUCGCUCUUUGUGUCUGUCAUGCGCGGCGUUGGUCGGUGGUAUGAGUGGCGUGAGUCGCAGAGCCCAGCGGAUACGUCGCCUCUCGGGUCACACGUUCAGCUGAACAUACCCUCGGGUGAGACCAGGUUGAAGCCGUAUGUCGCGCCGAUAGUGGACGCGUGCAACCGAAUACAGUCGACGUACCUGAAAUCCGUAGACCCAGAGCUCUGGCGGCGCAUGCAGAGUGCAGGCAUUGAGCCACAGAUAUACGGAAUACGGUGGCUACGAUUACUUUUCACCCGAGAGUUCAGUAUGCAGGAUGCCAUGAUUAUAUGGGACGGCCUAUUUGCCUGUGAUCCUUCCUUCGAUCUCGCGCAAUGGUUAUGUGUGGCCAUGCUGAUUCGCAUACGCAACCAAUUGAUUCCGUCUGAUUACAGUGGUCAACUCACUUACCUCCUACGAUACCCUUCACAGCCACCUUCUGCAGAAGCACCAGCUGUACAUCACGCUACGCUCCUCCUCCACCAAGCACUGACCUUGCAAAUGUCUCCAAGCCCCGCUGCCGGCGUCUCAGUGAUACACGAGAACAGGAACCUGCUCAGUAUUCCUAUCGAGGUGCCUGAACCGUCGCCACCGCCGCCCAUGCGCCGUAGACAGCGACCUGGAGAGUGGGGGAUGUCUUUCUCGUCCGAGGCUGCGUCGAGGGCAGGCCAAAGCAGCAAAUCCGCGCAUGGGCGCCAGCAGUCCACCCCCUUGGGCCUAUCCGAGAUGCUCGCCCGGGGACUGCUGGAACGAGGCGAGAGCCUCGGGAUCAACAAGACCGUGAUGAACGCCGUCUCGGAGCUGAAGCGGAAUCUCCCGGACUUGACCAACUCGCUGGGACGGUUCCCGAUGACGCCACAAACGGCAUAUGCUGCGUAUCCCCUCACUGAUGAGAGGCUGCCUAGUGAGCGCCCGCCUUGGGAGUCUCGCAUACGGUUUGAGGUGGAUCGCGAAGUUGCGCAGAUGCAGUCGCUUCAGAAGCGUCUGGGGGACUCGGUGUCGUGGAUUGUUGACACCCUCUUGUUAGACGAGAGCACCGGUCCCAACGAAGACCGUGCGCGAGCGGUCCAGAACAGGAAGCGGGAAGCGCUAGAGUGUCUAUCGUACGUCAGGGACGUGCUACGAGGGACGGUAACCGUGGUCGAGGAGGAGCGGUUGGUAGGAGAGGAGGAGUUCAAGAGGAGGCAGGCGAAAGAAGAGCAGCUUGCGAUGCCUGCACCACCACAGCCUGCAGCACCUCCUCCUGCUGAAACACGUCCACAGGCAUUGGGAUCUGGUAUGCCGUCGGACUACUUCUCGUCCACCAUGCGUUCCCAGUCCAGGGCGUCGAUUCCUGUUGCUAGGCUGUCUCCUCAACCCCCCUCCUCGACGGCGUCACCUUCACUCUCGACGCCCAACAGCAAGGGGGUUCCGAUGGCGCCGUGGAACCAUACACGCUCGAAUUUCUCCAGUAAAGCCCCGCCUAUUCCGAACUUGCCCCGUCUUCCUCCACGCACGUCCACGGCGACUCACCCUGGUGUUGUGCCUUCUGCAUAUACCCCACCACUACGCCCUUCCCCAGUAGUAGAAUCUGCUACAUCGCCAGGAUAUCCCCCGCGUCAUGGAGUGCAGCAGGACCCGUUGGGUGCCCUCCCGUAG
This is a messenger RNA of Sparassis crispa, 2370 nucleotides long. Its product is annotated as RabGAP/TBC protein. The transcript has 8 exons. Gene Ontology annotation, molecular function: GTPase activator activity. The record is from RefSeq and is a predicted model, not a curated record. Gene Ontology annotation, biological process: activation of GTPase activity. Lineage: Eukaryota; Fungi; Basidiomycota; Agaricomycetes; Polyporales; Sparassidaceae. Bases 1 to 2370 code for a protein of 789 amino acids.